Messenger RNA from Zygosaccharomyces rouxii, 3090 nucleotides. It is a transcript of the gene KAP120, whose product is annotated as karyopherin KAP120. Gene Ontology annotation, cellular component: cytosol; nuclear envelope. The record is from RefSeq and is a predicted model, not a curated record. The coding region runs from base 1 to 3090 and encodes 1029 amino acids. Lineage: Eukaryota; Fungi; Ascomycota; Saccharomycetes; Saccharomycetales; Saccharomycetaceae. The transcript has a single exon. Gene Ontology annotation, molecular function: small GTPase binding. Gene Ontology annotation, biological process: protein import into nucleus.
AUGACUAGUUCAGUCACUUUAAAUGAAUUAACGCUGGUGGAAACGUUAGAGCAAGCAAGUAAUCCUCAACACGCCGGAUCAGAAGUCCAAAGACUAGCUGAAAGACAGUUAUCAGAAUGGCAGACACAACCGGGAUUCCAUUACACUUUACAAUCCAUCUACUUAGAUCUUUCCAAUUCACUGCAAAUAAGGUGGCUUUCUGUGAUUCAAUUUAAGAAUGGUGUUGACAAGUAUUGGAGGUCUACGAGGCUACACGCAAUAAGCAAAGAGGAGAAAUCAUCCAUCAGAGCGCGGCUAUUUGAUCUGAUUGACGAACAGAAUAAUCAACUUUGUAUUCAAAAUGCUCAGGCAACGGCACGUAUUGCAAGAUAUGAUUUCCCCGUAGAAUGGCCAAACCUUUUUGAACAAUUGGAACAACUAUUUGCAAAUGAGCAAUUGAUGAAUAGUACCAUUAAGGUUUAUAACAGUUUGAUGCAUGUUAAUCAGAUUAUCAAAAUAUUGGGAUCAGCUAGAAUUGGUAGAUGUAAACCAGCAAUGCAAAGUAAAGUUCCUUUGAUUUUUUCAUUAAUUGUAAGCAUAUAUUUGAAAUCAUUCAACGUAUGGACAGAAAGCUUAGGAAGUGAUGAAGAUAGUCUUGCAAGUCAGCAAGUGUCAUAUUUAGCAUUAAAAGUAUUGAGAAGAAUUGUAGCAGAUGGGUAUGAAAGGCCACAGAAAGAUGAAGCCGUUUGCGAGUUCAUGAAAGUGACUGUAACUCACUUUGAUUUAUUAAUAUCACAUCAAGAUGAUUUUAAAAGAUCUGACAUCUACGAUAAAUUUGUUAGAUGUUAUGGGAAACUGUAUUACAACGUAAUCACUAAUUCCCCUGCAAACUUUAUCCUUCUACCAUGUUCCACACAAAUUUUGAUUGCAUACACCAAGUUGUUAUUCGACAGGGCGUCAGAUGUCUAUAAUGAGAAUCCUGAAAUUACCGGUGAUUUUUGGGAACAAACUGCAAUAAGAGGAUUUUUAAUUUUAAAAAGAAUAAUUAAUUUCAUUCAUAAGAGAGGGGCGGUUGUAUUGAAAGCAAGGAGUGAUCGUUUGAGUAUCGAUGCCGCUAUGCAAAGAACCGCUACUGAAUUCUUAAACGAAAAUUUGGUAACGAAAUUGCUAGACAUAUUAAUGUCAUGGUAUUUGAAAUUACGUCCAUCCGAAUUAGAAAGUUGGUUCAUGGACCCUGAGGAGUGGAUAAAUGAACAACUCUCCUCUAGUUAUGAAUAUCAAAUUAGAGCUUGUGCGGAAAAUUUCUUUCAGGAUUUGAUAAAUUCCUUUCCAGAACUCUUGGUCCCAUAUCUAUUGAGGAAAAUUGAAAACGAUGCAGCAAAUUUACCCAAUACAUUAGAAGGAUUUUUGAGUAAGGAUGCAAUUUACGCAAGUUUCCAAUUAAGCGUGUCUGCAGUGAGUGAUAUGGUCGAUUUUGAUCGAUUGCUGACUCAAGUAUUUUUGCCAGAGGCAAAUUCCCGUACUUCAACGGAAAAUGAAGCAAAAGUAGUCAGAAGAAGAGUUUGUUUGAUCAUCAAUGAAUGGUCAACAGUGAAAUGCUCUGAAGAUAGUAAAAAAUUAUGCUAUGAAUAUUUUACCAAAUUACUAGCGAAAGAAAGCGAUACAGUGGUCUUACUAACAUGUGUUCAGGCAUUGAGGACUAUGAUCGAUGAUUGGAAUUUCGAGAAAAAUACAUUUGAACCUUAUUUGAAUGGUGUGAUGACCCUUUUGCUCAGGAAAGUUCUUCCUUCUGUAGCCCUAACGGAGACAAGAUUAUACAUUUUGAACACUAUGAGUGAUAUUAUAAUUCAAACGAAACCAUUAAUCAGUAAAGAAUUGUUAAUAGAAAUUCUACAAAUAGUCCCUGAAUUAUGGCAAGUUUCAAUCAGUAAUGUUUCUGAAUACAUUCUUUCCAAUGGUCUUUUAAGAUUGAUUAAAAAUCUUGUAACAUCUCUAGGCUCUCAUUCACAUUUGACCUGGUCCACAGCAUUACCAAUUGUUGCCCAAUCAUGCGAUCCAUCAUCUCCAAUAUACCAAUUAGUUAAUGAAGAUGGUUAUGAAUUAUGGGGAGCUUUACUACAAAACUAUUCGGUCCUUGAAGCUAAUUUAGAUCCAAAAUUUGUUGAAUUAUUACCAUCAUUAGAAUUUGGUGUUGAUUCGCACACUGAAAUUUUACCAACGUUAUUGGAGAUUGUCAAAAGUUACUCGUUGAUUUUGAACAGUCAGGAAUUUUUCAGUUGUCCCACUUUUAUCAAGAUAUUCAGUCAGUUAACCAGAUAUUUCUUAAAAUUAAGGGACGAUUCCUUUGAAUUACUACUGGAGAUUUGGGAAAAUUUAACACUGGUUAGCUCUACUGAUACUGAAGGAUCAUUAUUUGAAAGUUUCCAUGAAUCCGGUAUUCUCAAGGCUAUUUUGGACAGUGUCUUCAAAGAGGAAUCACUAUCCAAUUACCAAUGUGCACAAGUCAUACAAAUCGCUGCAAGAAUUGCAUAUUUGAAUCCACAAGUCUUGAUAGAUUUCAUUGCAGUAUAUCAUCAAGGAUCACUAAGUCUUGCAGAAAACCAGGAUUUGCCCAUUUCAGAGAGAAAAGUGGUCAUCAAAGAGAUGUCUCUGGAUGAAAUUGUUAAUAAAUUCUUAUCCAUUUGGAUUGUCUGUUUUAGAGAAAUUUACGAUCCAAAGGUGAAAAAGGUGCAUAUCUUGGGUAUUUCAAGUUUAUUGAGAACUGGAUUGUAUCCAGUUCUAUCGGAAUUUCAAGUAAUAGUUGCAAUGUGGGUUGAAAUGCUUGAAGAGAUUAACGAAACUAAUGAUGGGGACUGUGAAAAAUACCACUUGAAUGACUUAGUUACUGAAAUGUCGCCAGAAUAUCCAUUGACUUCUGAGCAAAUAAGAUAUCACGAGUUAUGCAGAAAAAACGAUCCUGCUCAUAAUGUUGGCCUAAAAUCAUUUAUCACACAAACUUUACAAUUUUUAGAAACCCAAAUGGGAACACAAUAUCAAGAAUUGUUAAACUCAGUCAAUGUGAGCCUAAUGGAAAAUUUACAGUUAUUUCUUGGCAUACCAUCACAAAAGUAG